Molecule: messenger RNA, 2769 nt
Organism: Zea mays
Lineage: Eukaryota; Viridiplantae; Streptophyta; Magnoliopsida; Poales; Poaceae
Product: putative transcriptional regulator SLK2
Exons: 10
Coding region: 261-2471 (736 amino acids)
Source: RefSeq, a predicted model, not a curated record
AUGAUACUUCGCCUUAAAAAAACGGCACCUGCGUCUCUUUCGCAACCAUAUCGCUCUCCGACGACUGCUGUAUCGCCCCCCUGUCUCUCUGCAACGACUGUUGGGCCGCCGCCGCCCUACGCCAGUCGCCAGGUGUCGACACCUUCGUCGGUAUCUUUACCGGCGACGAGCACGCACCAGGUUCUAGUCAUAAAUAUUGGAAGAUCUUUAUUGGUAAUUCCAGCUAUGUGCCCUGCCUUUAUUGGAGAUUCUUCAGGGUGAUGAUAGAUGCCAAUUCAUCAUUCUCUGGAGGUGCUCAGUUGCAGCCAAGUACAAGCAUGAAUACUUAUUCCUUCAUGCCUGCUCCAUCGUCCCCAAUAUCAUUUUCAUCAAAUAACAUCUCUGGCUCUUCAGUCAUUGAUGGCUCCAUUGUGCAGCAAAGUCCACCCCAAGACCAGGCGCAAAAGCAGAGGUCUUCAAGUCUAACAUCACAUCCUAUUAUUGAGGCUGGUGGUGCAUUGCAUGCUCCAAAGAAAUUAAGAAUUGAUGUUAGGCAAGAUGAACUGCAGCAACAGCUGAUUCAGCGUCUGCUCCAUGGUCAGGGUUCUCUUCAUCUCCAGGGGCAACAGAACCCACAGCUUCAAGCUUUGAUCCAGCAGCAUAAUCUGGCACAUAUGCAGCAGAGGCAGCAGCAGCUGCUGCAAUCAUUUGCUCAGACACAACCAUCUCAAAUUGGCAUUCCUCAUCAGCCUCAGCUUCCGCCAUCACUAGCACAGCCUGGAAUAGCUGUACCUGUUAGGACUCCUGUCAACAAUGGCCUUUGUUCCCGCAGGCUAAUGCAGUAUUUAUAUCACAAGCGUCGUCGUCCGGAGAAUAAUCCCAUAACAUAUUGGAGGAAGCUUGUUGAGGAAUAUUUUGCACCAACAGCAAGAGAAAGAUGGUGUGUGUCAUCUUACGAAAAGAGAGCGAAUGCUUCAGUUUCUACUGCACAAACGGCUCAGGACGUGUGGCGAUGUGACAUAUGCAAAACACAUGGUGCAAAAGGAUAUGAAUCUACCUAUGAAGUGCUUCCUAGACUCUGUCAAAUUAGAUUUGAUCAUGGUGUUAUAGACGAAUACCUAUUCCUUGACAUGACCAAGCCCAACGAAUUCCAAUUGCCUAAUGGACUAAUGGUGCUGGAGCAUACAAAAGUUGUUCAAAAGAGCGUUUAUGAACACCUACAUGUUAUACAUGAGGGGCAUUUGAGAAUCAUAUUCACACCAGAAUUAAAGAUCAUGUCAUGGGAGUUCUGUUCACGACGACAUGAAGAGUAUAUCACUCGCCGGGUUCUGGCACCGAAGGUCAAUAAUUUGCUACAGGUUGCCCAGAAAUUCCAAACCGCUGCCACUGAAAAUGGUCCUGCUGGGGUUUCAAAUAAUGAUGCACAAACCAUUUGCAACAUGUUUGUGGCUGCAUCACGACAACUAGCGAAGAAUCUGGAGCACCACACCUUGAAUGAACAUGGCCUUUCUAAACGAUAUGUUCGCUGCCUGCAGAUAUCGGAGGUGGUGAAUAACAUGAAGGACUUGAUUGAGUUCACCAACAGAAACAAUUUUGGUCCUAUAGAGGGCCUGAAGAAUUAUCCAAAACCAAAUGUGUCGGAGCUUCCAGGACAGAAUCCGCGUGAGACAAAACAAACAACGGCUGCUGGUGGUCUUCCGAAUGACCAGAACAACACCGAAGCUAUGGGUACCAAACAAGAAACAAGCGCUCGUGUGGACAACGGAGCUUCUGUUGCUGGAGCCGUCGGUAAUAGUGCUCCGCAGAACGCUGCAGCACUAAACGGUUACCAAAAUUUACCGAGAAGCUCCAGCGCAAAUCAGAGUCAGCUUCAGCAGGGGGCAUCCGGUGCCUUCAAAGGUCCUGCCGCGACGCGCAAUGGCAUGCAGAUGGAAGCAUCUAGGUCCUUCUGUGGACCUAACCAAGUGCAGCUAGCACGAUUCCAACAUCCUGGGUCAUUUCAGCACCCAAUGCCCCAGCACAACAACCUCCAGGGCUUGGGGUUGCAAAACAAUCACCGGGGCCUGGGCGUGAGCCCACAGUAUCAGCAGCAUGCUUUAAAUCAGCUGAUUCAAGAAGUUAAGAACGCUAAAAGGCACACACUGCCACAGCAACCACCUCUAGAUAUCCCUAACAUAAGCAGUGGUAUCACAUCAGGAGGUGCUAACACCAACAGUGCUGGUACAGGAGAUCAGGGACAGCGCAUGGCCGUAAAUGGUGCUGCCACCAUCUAUACCGGGCCUACUAGUGUGAUCAAUAACAGCACAGCCAGAAGUAACAAUUUCAAGUCGGUAAGCAGCAAUCUGGCUGUUGCUGCUGCUCCUGCUGGAGGCAAUGCCGCGACUUUGAAGGCCAAGCCCUUCCAUGAAUUUGAUGACCUGGAGCAUCUCAUCGCUAAUGAAUUGGUGGGGAGCGGGCUGCUCAACGGUAACGAGUUGGCGUGGAACAGUUGACAGAGUACAAAGACAUCUCGCUGCUCAGACUUGAGCGUUAAAGUGUUGAGAACAGCCUUCUUGGUAGAUUUUGCUAGCAUGGAAACUAGUAUGUGUCGGUGGAAAGCUACCCCAGAUCCUAGUUUCUGUUUCUCUUUUGGUAGAUUUUGUAUUGCCGGUCGGGACAGUUAACUGAUAGGAGUUGGAUUUGGCUUGUAAAUGUGAGAUAGGAGUUGCAUUGCCUCUGACUGUCAAAUUAUUUGUUCCAUGUUCCGGUUAUUCCCAGGCUGAGCCAAAUUUUUUUUGGCUAAUUACUUCA